AUGGCUCUCUCCGCUGCCGAGCUGCAGAAGAGGCACCAGCUUGAGGGUGCACCCGACCCGUUCCCGUCGCUUGGUGGCGCGCCUGCCCCGCCCCGCCCCAAGUCGUCUACCCCCGUCCCGGCGUCCGGUUCGAACGACCUCGACACGUCCGAGGAUGCAUUCCCCUCGCUUGCCCCCUCGGCCUCCAAGGCGCGGCCCGCUCUGUCUGCCUGGUCCAAGGCUCCUGCGAUCAAGCCCAGCGUCAAGAAGCCCAUGGCUCCCGGCGGUCUUGGCCGCGUCGGCCACGCGACCGCCGGCUCCCACCCGUUCACCGAGUCGUUUACUAUCCCAGCCAACGAGCUCGCUACGGGCAAGGCCGUCACUGAGACGAUGAAGAAGGUUGCCGAUCAGACUGGCGCUGUUGUCGAGAGCUCGACGCAGAUGUCGACCGGCCUGAAGCAGUUCCACAUCAAGGCGGCUGACCCGAAGCGUCUUGCGCUUGCGCGCCAGAUCAUCGAGCGCGGCCUCAGCAAGCCCGUCACUCUCGAGGUCGAGAUCCCCAUCUCGACUAUUGGUACGAUUGUCGGUCCCAAGGGCGCUACGCUCAAGGGCAUUACGGACGAGACUGGUACCAAGAUCGACAUUCCGCGUCGCGACACCCUCCCCGAGUGGGACGCCCGCACGGCCCGCGAGACCCGUGAGGCUGCUGGCGAAGAGUAUGACUCGGACGACGAGCCCGAGGAGCCUCAGGUCACGAUCACGAUUGCUGGCACCGGUGCGGCGGCCAAGGAGGCCAAGGCCAAGCUCCUUGGCCUCAUCUCGCACCGCAUCUCGCAGGGCUCGGCUUCUAUCAAGAACAUCCCGUCCAAGUACUACCCGUUCAUCAACGGCCCGCGUGGCGCCAACGCCCGCCGCCUCGAGCAGGAGGUCGGCGAGGGUGAGGUCAAGAUCCACGUUCCCCCUCCCGCUGUCUGGCGCGCCAUCCAGGACGAUGAGGACGAGGACGCCGCUCCCAAGAACGUCUCGAUCAAGGUCAAGGGUGACAAGGAGAAGGUCAAGGCCAUCGUCGCUGCCAUCAACCGCCAGUACGAGGACCUUGUUGGCACGCUCAAGGAGUUUGGUAUUGUGGUUCCCAAGCGCCAGCACCUCUACCUCAUCGGCGAGGCUGCCGACGACAUUCUCGAGAAGACUGGCUGCAUCAUCGACCUCCCGCCUGCAUCUGACCCGAACGAGCAGGUCAUGAUGCGGGGGCCCCAGUCUGGCCUUCUCAAGGCCAUCGAGCUCGCAAUGUCGAAGGCCGAAGCUGUUGCUGUCGAGACCGUCGACGUUGUCGCCAUCUCGCGCGUCAACACCAACGACCCCGUCCCGCACGCCAAGAAGGUUGCCCGCUUCCUCCAGCGUUCGUCGCGCCUCAGGGGCAUCGGUAACAAGUAUGACCAGGUCAAGGUUUUCGCUCCCAAGAGCGAGAUCAUGGAGUCGACUGGCAAGGUUGUCAUUGACAUUGUUGGCGAGAACAAGGACGAGGUCAUCAAGGCCCGUGACGAUGUCCUCGCGGCCGUCAAGGCUGUCCCUCCCGCUGCAAUCACCACCGUCUACGUUGACCCCGCCGUCCACUCGCUCCUGAUUGGCAAGAAGGGUGCCAAGAUUGCCCUGUUCGAGUCGGCCCACUCGGUCACCACCGUCUUCCCGCCCUCGGACUCGGACGACGGCGACGUCGCGGUUGUGUACAACGGUGCGGACCUCCCGGCUGACAAGAAGCAGCGCGACGCGAAGCUCAAGGAGGCGGUUGGGGCUGCGGCUGCCGCCCUCGAGGAGCUCGCCAAGGGCGCCGCCGACGUCAAGACCGAGAACCUCGACGUUGAUAAGAAGUGGCACCGCGCCAUCAUCGGCCAGGGCGGCACCGUUCUGAACGCUCUCAUCGGUGAGGACCAGCUCGUCAACGUCCGUGUCGGCGCCAAGGCCAAGGGUGACGCUGAGGACGUCGUCGUUGUCCGCGGCCCCUCAUCCGAGGUCGACCGUGUCGUUGCCCAGAUCAAGCAGAUUGUUGAGGACGCCAAGAACGACGACAUCAUCAAUGGCUACACUGUCGAGUUUGACGUCGACAAGAAGUACGUGCCCCACCUCGUCGGCCAGGCCGGCUCGGCCAUCAACAAGCUUCGCGAGACUCUCGGCGUCAAGGUCAACUUUGACGACGCUGCAGAGGUCAAAAAGGGCAAGAAGCCCGUUGCGCACUGCAAGAUUGUUGGCCGCAAGGAGGCUGUCGAGGAGGCCAAGCGGCGCAUCCAUGCGCAGAUCGAGAAGCUUGAGGACGAGACCACCGAGACCGUCAAGAUCAAGCGCGAGAUCCAGCCUGCUCUCAUCGGCUCGGGUGGCAAGUACGCGAUCCGCCUCGAGGAGAAGUACGCCGUCAAGCUCUCGUUCCCUCGCGACGGCAAGGACCAGAAGCCUGACGAGGUCAUUAUCCGCGGUGGCAAGAAGGGUGUUGCGGCUGCGAAGGCGGAGCUGCUCGAGGCUGCGGCCUUUGAGGCCGAGUCGCGCCAGUCGGCGUCGUUCACCAUCCCCCAGAAGUCGGUCGCGUUCAUUGUCGGCAAGUCGGGUGCCACCAUCAACGGCAUCAAGGACGACACUGGCGCCCAUAUCGACAUUGACAAGAGCGCUGGCGAGGAUGGCAAGACGACCGUCACUGUCCGCGGCGACAAGAAGGCCAUCACUGCUGCCAAGGCUGCCGUUCUCGAGCUCGUUAAGGAGUUCGGUGACGAGAUCAACGUUACUCUUACCAUCGACCCUAAGUACCACCGUACUCUUAUUGGUCAGGGUGGCCAGAAGCUCCGCGACCUGAUCACGGAGGCUGGUGGUCCGGCCGAGGCAUUCAAGCAGUCGGGCCUUGUCACCUUCCCUAAGCAGGGCGACGACAAGCCUGACCAGGUGCGCCUCCGUGGCGACUCCAAGGUCGUCAACGCGAUCCAGGCGGCGCUCGAGAAGGAGGUCACUCAGCUCAAGAGCACCAUCAUCCGCGGCGUCGCCGUUCCAGCUGCGCAGCACGCGAGCAAGAUUGGCCGCGGUGGCUCGGCGCUUCAGGACCUCCAGCGUCGCACUGGCGCGACGAUCCACUUCCCCGGCUCGCGCCAGUACAACAGCGUCGGCGACAUUGACAACAAGGACGAGCUCUCGUGCGAAGAGGGCGACGUCGUCAAGGUCAUCGGCACUAAGGAGGCCGUGGCCAACGCUGCUGAUGUGCUUACCCAGCCCUCGCCUGAGCGUGGUGCGCCGCGCGGCGGGCGUGGCGGCGGCGACCUCGCCACCCGCACCGUGUCGAUCCCGGCCAAGUACUACCACGCGAUCGCGGAGCAGCCGAACCUGAUGCGCCAGAUCCGCGGUGUCGGCGCGUUCGUGACUCUCCCCAACGCGCCGCCCAAGCCCACGCACGCGCGCGGUGACGACGCCGGCGCCAAGAGCGCGCGAAUCGACCAGGCCGAGGAAGAGGAGUACCAGUGGGAAGUGUGCGAGAACUACUCGAACGCGGCUGAGGGUGACCUUGACUGGCUCAUCCGCGCCAAGGAGGACGACCUUGACCGUGCCGCGGCAGUGCUCGAGCGCGCGCUCGCCGGCGCCCAGGCGGCAACUCACGUUGGCCUCCUCACUGGUCUUCCCCGGUCGGCGUUCCCCCGCGUCAUUGGCGCAAAGGGCGCCACUAUCACCCGCCUCCGUGCCGACACGGGCGCGGACAUUACCGUCGGCAAGGACGACGACCUCAUCACCAUUACUGGAGACGCCAAGAGCGUCGAGCAGGCGCGUGACGCCAUCCUCGAGAUUGUCAACCGUCCCGGCCGUUACUAA
Messenger RNA from Cutaneotrichosporon cavernicola, 3816 nucleotides. RefSeq lists its product as uncharacterized. The transcript is spliced from 2 exons. Gene Ontology annotation, molecular function: mRNA binding. Bases 1 to 3816 code for a protein of 1271 amino acids. Lineage: Eukaryota; Fungi; Basidiomycota; Tremellomycetes; Trichosporonales; Trichosporonaceae. Gene Ontology annotation, biological process: nuclear division. The record is from RefSeq and is a predicted model, not a curated record. Gene Ontology annotation, cellular component: cytoplasm; nucleus.